AUGCAGCCCAAGCUUUCUUCUGCCAUUGCGGGCCUUUUGCCUGCGAUGCUGGUGGCGGCAGCUCCAGCUCCCCAGAUUCAAUCACUCGGUGAGAAUACCGGGCCUGUUGCGGGCGUCACUCCUCCGAUUCCUACCGUUACUGCUGCCUCUGGCAGUCUUUAUGGUAGCACCGGACUCCAGGGAGGUGUUGCUCCAAUUCCGGACACUAGCGAUGGCACUGCUGUUGUUAAAAACGUCAAGGAAGUUCCUGGACAGGAUGCAGAUGCCAACCUUGGCCUAUAUCUCGACUUCAACAGCGUUGAUGAACCGCAGCCCAUCCGUGGUGCCUUCGGUGGCAGCGAUGCUGGUCCUCGCACGUUUGAGUAUGAGAAGUUGAACCCCGAUCUGUUUGCAGCCCCCGGAACGGACUCGGGCGCUGUGCCAAAUGCCGUCUGGCCCCUUGGUCUAUCUCACAACCGCCCAGGUGCUUCUGGCAGGGCUGGUUGGGCCCGUCAGCAAAACACUGCCGUGCUUCCCGCUGCUAAAGAUAUGGCUGGUGUUGAUAUGAAGCUCGAGCCUCACGCUUACCGUGAGCUUCACUGGCAUACUGCCGGCGAAUGGGCCUUGAUGUUGAAGGGAUGCGUUCGCGUUGCGGCCAUUAACGACAAUUCCCAGACCUUUACCGACGAUCUUUGCGAGGGUGACGUUUGGUUCUUCCCUGCCGGUGUUCCCCACUCUAUUCAGGCAUUUGAGAACGGUGCCGAGUUCUUGCUUGUGUUCGACCAGGGUGACUUUGAUGAGAACGGAACUUUCCUCAUUACUGAGAUGUUUGCCCGUACUCCUCGCUCCGUCUUGUCCAAGAACUUCCGCGCUCCCGUCGACGCCUUCAAGAACCUGCCGAAUAACCAGCUCUACAUCUUCAACGGAACCCCUCAGCCCAAGGAUAUUAGCAAGCAGAACAUUACUGGACCCAACGGUUCCCUCACCGGACCUAGCGGCUACACAUACCACUGGUCUCAGCAAAAGGCAUUCGAGACUCCGGGAGGCUCUGUCAAGAUCCUGGAUCCUACUACUUUCCCCAUCGCCUCCACAUUUUCCGCCGCUCUGGUUACUGUUCAGCCUGGUGCUAUGCGAGAGCUCCACUGGCACACAACUUCGGAUGAAUGGGACUACUUCCUCCAGGGUUCUGGUCGUGCUACUCUCUACAAGGCCCCUAGCUCUGCCAACACCUUCGACUUCACUGCUGGCGAUGUUGGCUACAUCCCCCAGGCUGAUGCCCAUUACAUUGAGAACACCGGCACUGAGGAUCUCAUCUUCCUUGAGGUCUUGCAGGCUUCUCACUUCUCUGAUAUCUCUGUUGCUCAGUGGCUUGCCCUGACUCCUGAGCAGACCAUCAUUGACCACUUGAACAUCUCUUCCGAUGUUAUUGAGGCCAUCCCUAAGGAGAAGACCAUCCUCAAAACUGGUAAUGUCAAUCUCACUGAGAUUGUCGACACUGGCAAGGCUUACUAA
Molecule: messenger RNA, 1491 nt
Organism: Trichoderma virens Gv29-8
Lineage: Eukaryota; Fungi; Ascomycota; Sordariomycetes; Hypocreales; Hypocreaceae
Exons: 2
Coding region: 1-1491 (496 amino acids)
Biological process (GO): oxalate metabolic process
Source: RefSeq, a predicted model, not a curated record